This is a messenger RNA of Trypanosoma brucei brucei TREU927, 693 nucleotides long. Its product is annotated as small GTP-binding protein RAB6, putative. The coding region runs from base 1 to 693 and encodes 230 amino acids. Gene Ontology annotation, molecular function: GTP binding; GTPase activity. The transcript has a single exon. The record is from RefSeq and is a predicted model, not a curated record. Lineage: Eukaryota; Euglenozoa; Kinetoplastea; Trypanosomatida; Trypanosomatidae.
AUGGAAACAAACUCAGCGCCAGUUGCAUCCACAAAAAAGGGAGGGGACGGCGUCACUGCUGAAACCGCACCGGUGGUUAAACAUAAAAUUGUUCUUCUCGGCGAUCAGGCUGUGGGGAAGACGAGCCUCAUUACACGUUUUAUGUAUGAUACAUUUGACCAACAGUAUCAGGCAACCAUUGGUAUUGAUUUCUUUUCCAAAACGUUGCAUAUAAAUAACCGGGCGACACGACUGCAUGUGUGGGAUACGGCUGGACAGGAGCGGUUUCGUUCACUCAUUCCAAGUUAUAUACGAAACAGUGCAGCCACCGUUGUGGUGUACGACAUCACAUCUCGUUCUUCUUUUCUCAGUACAUUCAAAUGGAUAGAUGAGGUCCGGGCGGCGCGAGGGGAUGAUGUCAUAAUUGCGCUUGUGGGAAACAAAUGUGAUGUGCAGGAAAAAAGGGAAGUAAGCGCAGAUGAGGCGCAGAAACGCGCGGAUGAAAACCGGCUUAUUUUUGUUGAAGUCAGUGCAAAAACUGGGACGAAUGUAAAAUCACUUUUUAGGAAGGUGGCGGAGGCCAUUCCCGUAGUGGAAAUCUGUGAGAAGGGAACGGUGCCGUUGGGUAAGCGACGAGACCCGUUUCUUCUUACGCCUUCGCAGCAACAAAAAGACGGCGAAGGGGCCGGUUGGCGGGAAGGCGGUUGCUGCUAA